AAGUAAUUUACUCAGUUCAAAUAGUUCAAGUGCCAGCCUAUGAAUUUUAUUCGAAAUAACUACGAUUAUAAUUUUGAGAAAAUGAAUUUAUUAGAACUGGAGGCCACCAGGCUGCUGCGUAGUCCGCGCCACUGCUGUAGUCGUUCGCCCAACAAACGCUUCCUGGCCAUUGCCGUGCUGGUGGUCCUGACGCUGUGCUUCAUGCUGAUCUACCAUGGCUUUGUGGUGGAGAAAAUGGAUCGGGUGCAGCAAAUUGCCGCCCUGAAUGAAAAGCAUCGACAGCCCAUGGAGCCCGUCGAUGACAAUCAGGAUGUUCUGAUCGUCAGCCCACAGACAUUGCACAUGAAGAUUGAAGAUCGGCAGAGCCGCUUGAACAAAUUGCGUUGGAAGUUCCGGUUACAUAAUAGGCGUCGUAUGCCGCGUGACCUGUCCAGCAGGGACCUGCUAGAUCCCCUUCAGGUGGAGGCCAACAUGCAGCAUAUCUACUCGAAGCUGAGGAGCAAGCGGGCCCGGGAGGCCCUCAGUCUGCUGGAGAACGAGUAUGUACGCUGUAAGAAGCAGACGCCGCACGAUUGCAUGUCCGCCUUUGUGCGGAUGUACAACAUGGCCAAGGAAAUCACCGAAAAAAUGGAGAAAAUGAAGGCCAUCAUGCGGGAGCAGCAGCCCCAGCUGGAAUCUGGAAGCAUGGAGUCGGAAGAGCCGCAGGAAACGACUUCUGGGCCCACGAUAAGCGCGGCAAACGUCACCGAGGAGACGUCCACGCAGAAGCAUGUACGAUCCAAAAUAAAGCCAGCAAGAAUCAGCUGGAUCAUCGACGGCCAUGACCACGACGACCAUGCGGUCUAUACGGAUAAUACGCCAAAGUCAUUGACCACCAAAGAGCCAAUAAACACCACCACUUUGCCGCUGGUGGAGACGACGACCCCGCAGGCAACGGUUGAAGUGACCUCUGCCUCAAGUGAGGGACCCUCUGGCCUGAUUGUGGAGACCACAACGGAUCAAAUCAGUUGGAUCUUGGACCGCUUCGACAAGCCCAAGGAGAUUGUGCACACCACAGAGGGGCCCAGGCAGCGUACCACUAGGGAGCUGACUACCACAGCAGCCACAAUGAACUCUGGCCUGGAACCCACCUCGGAGAAAGUUGUCUGGGAGAUUAAUCUGACAACUGAUGCACCCGAAGCCCUGACUACGACCACUGCAGCAGCAUCCCAAAAUGAGACACUGCCACGGAAGCUGCAGUUCGAUUGGAUCAUUGAUGGCGAGGAAGUUGUGGAACCGGAGCCAGGGAUGGGAAACUCUAGCUCCACCACAAGCACCACCCAAGCCACAGUCAGCACCACAGAUGCCAGCGAUAAGCAGAACUUUACGGCGUAUCCAACCAAGCCAAAGCCCGUGAAGUUUAGCUGGAUCAUUGACAGCGAUGUGAUCAGCGCAGAGGCGAGCAGCACGACCAGUAAACCCAAGCUAACGACCACCACGAAGACACCCACCACCAGCAGCAGCAGCAGCAGCACCACCACCACCACCACUGAGACAGGUUCCCGCAUCCCAGUGCAUCCACUGGACAAUCCCAGCAGCGUUGAGAACAUGCUCGAGAGCUUUGAGCGGCACGAACAGGAUAAGCCCAUCCGAAAGGUCCUUCCCAGCAAGGAAUCUUUGGAGGAAACAGGCACAGAUCUGUACGAGCGCCAGCACUGGCUGAAGAAGUUCGAGCAGCAGGCCAUGGAAACGAAGGAUGAGCUGAUAGACACUUUUGGCACGGCGCUGGAUGCUAAAGUGCUGGACAAAAUGGGACCCAAGAUCAAUCCACUCAAUGGCCGCCUAUUGAAUGCGGCAGAUGCACAACUGAUGACCCUUUGCGAGCGCAUGCGGAACAAGGUGGCCGCCAUGGCAGAUGGCGCAGAGACCAAGCAGAAGGGAGAGACUUUCACGGCUUCGCCCAGUGUGCAGUUCACGAGCCGGGCGCCCGGCGGCUUCCCCGUAUCCGGAGAGACGAUGAAGGCCUCGGCGCAGUUCAUGUUCAACCCGAACCUCGGGAUGCCCAGUAUUCCCGUCUGCUUCUACAUGACGCCGGCCAACUUCCGCAUGCCCAUGUGGUCGGCCGCGCCCACAUUUAUGGGCAUGCAGGGAGCCCACUUUGGAGGACCAUCCAACAAUGGCGGAGGAGGCGGAGGAGUGUUCUUUGUGCCGCAGCAGUUCGGACCGAGCGGCAACUUCUUUGGAGGCAGCGGCGGUUCCGGAGCGGGUGGACAGGGCGCCAACAUCUUCUCAAAGAAUGCCUCGCCGCAGAAGCUGUCAAAUGCCCAGCAGCAGGUCUACUGCAGCUACAUGCAGAACCAGUCCGGACAAGGCCAAGGGCAGCAGCAGGGACUCAAUCAGCAGCAGGGAGUCGGCCAGUCGACCUUCUCCAAUGCCAACUUCAAGAUGCGCCACAACGCCAACCAGACGAGCGCCGUCCAACAUCAGGGCCAGAUCAUCUACGCCAGCUAUGCGGGACUCCCACAACAGCCAAUGGAGCGCUCGCAGUGCCCGGAACCGGAUCAGGUGUCCUGCUACGGGGGCCAGGAGUGUAUUCCAGCCUCCCAUUGGUGCGACAAUCGUGUGGACUGCAAGGACGGCAGCGAUGAGUCGGCCUGCACCUGUGGCGACCGACUGGACGAGGAGCGUCUGUGCGACGGCUAUCAGGACUGCCCCAUGGGCGAGGAUGAGCUGGGCUGUUUUGGCUGCGAGCCGCUGGCCUUCUCCUGCUACGAGAAUCUGGAGGAAUAUGCGCGCCACAAUCGCUCCACGAUAUCCAUGUGCUACAGCCGACUGGAACGCUGCGAUGGCUUCCUCAAUUGUCUGAAUGGUCGCGAUGAGCAGCAGUGCAGCAUGCUCGUCACAGAUGUCACACAUCACAUGUCACACGCUGCAUCCGCCUCUGAGGGAUAUCUGUAUCACAAUCAUCGCGGGGAUUGGCAUCCGGUGUGCAACAAUGGCGGAAAGUGGGCAAACGCGGCCUGCGAGCAGGAUGGAAAGAUGGAAGGAGCUGUGCCCGAACUCUUCUUUAAGCCGUUGAUACUCCCAGGUCCCUUUAUUGAGCCAUCGCUGCAUGCGGGAAUCCACUUUGCCCAGGCCUGCCAUGGACGCAACAACGCUGAUUCCCUGGUGGAUCAUGUGGCCUAUGUCCAGUGCCCUCCGAUGCAGUGUGGACUGCCCAAGAAUACGACCAAAACGGAGCACUCGAUGCGCCUGAAGCGAGCAGUGGUCGAGGCGAAGGAAACAGUCGGCGAGGGACGCAUUGUUGGGGGAGGCUACACGAGUGCCCUUCAGUGGCCCUUUGUGGUGGCCAUCUAUCGGGAUGGGAAGUUCCACUGCGGUGGCACCAUCUACUCGGAUCGUUGGAUCAUUAGUGCCGCCCACUGUGUCAUCAAUUAUGCCAAAUACUACUACGAGGUGCGUGCUGGGCUGCUGCGUCGCUCCAGCUACUCCCCUGCCACCCAGAUACAGCCAGUGUCGCAUGUGGUCGUCCAUCAGGCCUACGAGAGGCGGAGCAUGCGCAACGAUCUGUCGCUGCUGCGACUUGCCAAUCCGCUGCACUUCAAUCGCUGGGUGAAGGCCAUCUGUCUGCCCGACCAGGGAAGGACAACCUUUGGCGACGAUUGGAUAUGGGGUCCCGAGGAGCACACGCUCUGCACGGUGGUGGGAUGGGGAGCCAUACGGGAGAAGGGUCCGAGCAGUGAUCCCCUGCGUCAAGUGACUGUGCCCAUACGCAAGCGCUGCACGGAGCCAGAAGAUCAGGCCUCUGAGGGUAUUUGUGCUGGCGAUCCUGACGGUGGACGCGAUGCCUGCCAGGGCGAUUCAGGUGGUCCCCUCUUCUGCCGCAGCGUCACACAGCCGGAGCAGUUCUAUCUCGCGGGAGUUGUGAGCCAUGGCAACGGCUGUGCUCGUCCCCAGGAGUUUGGCGUCUACACGAGAGUGGCACUAUACCUGGACUGGCUUGAGCUGGCGGUGACACCUCGCCUGCUGCCCGCUGCACGCAAACCGCUGCAGCUCUGUCCUGGCUUCAUUUGCGUUUGGGGUGGCAAGCGGUGCAUAGCCAAGCGACAGCGCUGCGAUCGGAAUGUCGACUGUCUGGGCGGUGAGGAUGAAGUGGGUUGUGUCUAUAACUUCAUACCCGAUAUGGUGGGCAGCACACGACAGAAUGUAAGCACCACAACCGAGAGUGAUUAUCAUCCACUGAAGGAGCAUGAAAAGGAUGGCAAACAGCGUCAGGAAAUUGCUAUAGAAGAUGAUGAUUUGCUGGCAGAACAAGACGAGGAUGAAGACUGGCAAAGCACCACUCUCAAAAGUGAAAAUGAAAUUGAUUCCACUCUGUCUGCUGAUGUAACGACCACUCCAUCAAGGGAUAUGUCCACAAGAACGGAGACCACAACUGGACUCUCGACAGAAAUUGAUUCAACGACGACAGCAAAAGCAACUACUGCAUGGAUGACAAUAGAAACGACAACGAUGACACCCACAACAAUUGCUCAAACUACAACGUUGCCUACGUCAACAGAGGAUUUAAGGAAGCUCUCCGAUUUGGUCACAGAAAUCCUGGAGGAGAGCACGACAAUGAUGACCAGCACCUUGUCUGCAGUCACAACAGAUGCUCCUCCUCCUACUACAAACACAACGGAGGGAUCUAAGGAAACCACAACCACAGCAGCCACAACUACAAUUAGCAGUAGUUCUACACCCUCAACAACAACAACAAGGCUUACCACAACAACCCCCACAGCAACCACAAACUUGGCGCCAACUACAAGUGCUCCUCCAAAGACAACGACCACAAAAACGGAGAUUCCCAAUAAAUUCGUGUGCAAAAGAAUGGCUCAGAUUGUGGAGCUACAGAUGCGCUGUGAUCGGAAAGUGGACUGCGAGGAUGGCACGGAUGAGCUGGAGUGCAGCUGUCGGGACUACAUGAAGGGCAGUCUGCGUGCCCUCAUAUGCGAUGGCAAGGCGGAUUGCGAGGAUCUAACCGAUGAACAGGAUUGCGCUGGCUGUCAAGCCAAUGAGUUCCGCUGCCCAUUGUCCAAGACCUGCCUGCCACUGACGAAGCGCUGCGACAACUCAGUGGACUGCCAGUUCAAGGAGGACGAAAACGAUUGCUUUGCCCUGACGAAUGGCCAAGAUGUGCACUUUGAUAUCCAUCAGCAGCCCAAGUUCAGUAGCGCUGGUAUCUUCUCCAGAAACGCCCAUGGCGUGUGGCGUGUUGUAUGCGCCCAUGAGACUGGCUACCAUGAGAACCAGGCCAACACGGCGGAUUCAGUGUGCGCCCUGCUGGGCUUCAAGGGAGCCCACUACUUCAACAGCUCGGAGCUUGUGAGCCAGCGGGAUGUGCAUCCCAUUACACCAGAGCUGACGGGAAAGACUCAGCUGGUUGUGGGGCUCCGUUCAAUGGACAAUGACAACGACCAGCUAUCGGACAACGAGGAGGCAAUGCCUGUACAGGGCUUGCCAUCGCCCUCGAGACCGGAAAAGGACCGCCUGCUGCCCAGCAUGUGUCUGGGCAUCUAUGUGGAGUGUAAUCCCCUCUCCAACCAGACUACGCCCCUGAAGACGCUGAGUGCGGGACAGGCGGUCAAGCAAAAGCCUGCGGAAGAGAUACCUGUACUCCUGCCCACCAUCGAGACAUACAACCAACCCAAUGUCCACUUCAAGCCGCAAGUGCCUGCAACAAUGGUGGUCAAAAAGAAGGACGAAAUCCUCGACCGUUUGGAUAACCUAAUCAAGAGCAAGAAAAACAAGACGCUGCUGGUGAACGAGCAGCUGCACGAAGCCAUCGAGGAGCUGCACUGGCCCUGGCUGGCCGAUGUCUAUGCCAAUGGGGAGCUCUGGUGCCUCGGUGUGCUUAUCGACAAGCACUGGCUGCUGGUCCACGAGAGCUGCCUCUCGGGAAUAAGCCUCGAGACGCACUACAUUAGCGCACUUCUGGGCGGUGGCAAAACCAAGCGGUCCCUCCACAGAAGCAAUCACGAGCAAAUCCGUCGCGUGGACUGCUUUGAGGCAGUGCCCAAGUCCAAUGUGCUGCUGUUUCAUUUGGAGAAACCUGCACGCUUUACCCAUCAUGUGCUGCCCACCUUCCUGCCCCACAGCACUCACCAUAAUGACAGUGCUGUGCGGGAUUGCAUCAGCGUCCUGCACGACGAGAAUACCGGGCGAAUUAAAACGGUUGCCAUCACACAGAUCAUGAAUGACCCAAAGUGUCCAUCGUGCUAUAAGUUGCAGGAGAAGCAGCCGCCUGUGAACCUCAUGCGCUUGCUGAAUGUCAGCGCCGAGGAUAUGGCCUCCAUUUCCGAAGAGGUUGAGCUCAUCAAUGGUGCGACCGCAACAGACCUCCCAGCCCUCACAAAGUUCACCAGUUGUCAUCAGUUUGGCCUGAAAAACCUCAGCGACGCGCACCACAAUCCCAUCGACCAGGGAGUCCUGGUCUGUCGCAACUCGCACACGGGCUGGUUCCCCACGGCUCUGUUCAGCUACAACAACUCCGAUUGCCAGAGCUUCAAACAACCAUUCGGCAUUGGGAUAUUGGAUCGGGCCUACAAAUCACUGCAGGACAUCAUAGAUGAGCCCAACUGCAAAAAUCCACAAUCACCGCCAGAGUGCAUCACUCAUCGCUGUCCGCUGGGUGUUUGCCUGCCCCAAUCGGCGAUUUGCAAUGAAAGAUCCGAUUGUCAUGACGGAAGCGAUGAGGACGAGGCCAAAUGUCGACAGCUGAAGCAGAGAUGUGCGCCGGGAGAGAUGAAGUGCCGCUCCAGUUUCAAGUGUUUGCCAAAGGAGAAGUUUUGUGAUCAUGUGCCGGACUGUCAGGACAUGACAGAUGAGCCGACCAUUUGCAGUUGCUUUACCUAUCUACAAGCCACGGAUCCCUCCAAGAUAUGCGAUGGCAAGCGAAACUGUUGGGACAAAAGCGAUGAGAGUUCUGUGCUGUGCAAUUGCACCUCCGAUCAUUUUCAAUGCAGUUCCUCCCCUGAAGAUUGCAUACCACGCGAUUUUGUGUGCGACAAAGAACCGGACUGCCCCAAUGGCGAGGAUGAGCGGUACUGCUUUGGCAUAGAGCAUCCAUUGCACCAGCGAAAAAAGGAUUUCUGGGCCCACAGCCAAUACAACACAAAGGAGAUUGCCCCGAAGUAUGGCCAAGUGAUUGAGCAAACCUAUGGCAUAUGGCACACCAAGUGCUUCCCAAAGAGCGCGCCGCCCAACAUGGAUGAAGUGCGAGAGAUAUGCAAGAAGCUGGGCUACAAUCCGUACAGGCAGCCCAGCUAUCGGCUGAUCGAUGAUGAGGAGAACAAGGCCGUUCAAACGUAUGAGCUGUUGGACCAGCGAGGACGCAGCUUCAGCAAUGAGUCGCUGGUGGGCCAAUACCGCGACUCCACCAAGGCGGUGAUUGUCAGUAAAUUCUCGCCGCUGCAGCUGAACGAACGGCUGACUUUGUUCCUCAAGUCUAGCAGGCCCAUUGCGGAGCUGGUGCGGUGGAAUGCCACCGACUCGGAUCGCUGCUACAGGCUGGAGAUACGCUGUGCCUGAAGUGUCAGUCCCUAAACUGCCUCUCUGUCAAGUGCCUUUCUCUAAGCUCUCGCGAUAAUCCUUUGUGCGUUUUAGUAGCAAAUAAAUGCGAGAG
Molecule: messenger RNA, 7645 nt
Organism: Drosophila obscura
Lineage: Eukaryota; Metazoa; Arthropoda; Insecta; Diptera; Drosophilidae
Gene: ndl
Product: serine protease nudel
Exons: 15
Coding region: 40-7551 (2503 amino acids)
Biological process (GO): proteolysis
Molecular function (GO): serine-type endopeptidase activity; protein binding
Source: RefSeq, a predicted model, not a curated record